UGAUCGCGAGGAUCGAGUAAGUAGUUGAGACUGCGUCGGAAAUAGUGCAUCCAUACCUCAGCCAUGGCGGUCAGGUUCUUCGCGGUUCAGACUUUGUUCUGCCUCGUAUCUUAUACUCUGGCGCAACAAUCAUGCUUCGAUUCCUUCGUCGUCAUUCCUGCUCGUACAGCAUCCUGUCCGACCCCCGGUGUAACUCCAGGUCCAGGAACAACUGGCAACGCGGAUCCGACCUGCCUCGUUCGAAAUCUACCGACUGUCAGAAGGGACGAUUACACGUACUUUCCGGGCAUCGGUAGCUACAAGCUGCACUCGCAAAAACUUCCGUGGAACCAGGCUCGAAUCGCCUGCGAGCAGGAGGGUGGGCACUUGGUCAUCAUCAAUUCCGUGGCUGAGAGGGAUACAGUGUUGAGAGUGAUGAAGGCACAGUCCCCGCAACCGAGUUACGUCAGCGUGGGCUUCCACGAUCUUUACGAGGAGGGCGACUACGUCACCAUCCACGGGCAAACAGUGUCCAAGACUGGAUUCAAUGAGUGGUCAAGAGGAGAACCCAAUAAUUGGGGAGCAGAAAAUUGUGGAUCGUUGCACCUGAGUGGCGGGCUCAAUGAUCACAAAUGCAACGCACCACUUCCUUUUGUUUGUGAGCUACCAAUCCAUUGACAGUGGUUGGAAAAGCGUGAAACAGAUUGUAAGAAACAUCGACGACACA
Messenger RNA from Diprion similis, 706 nucleotides. Its product is annotated as hemolymph lipopolysaccharide-binding protein-like. The record is from RefSeq and is a predicted model, not a curated record. Bases 64 to 657 code for a protein of 197 amino acids. Lineage: Eukaryota; Metazoa; Arthropoda; Insecta; Hymenoptera; Diprionidae. The transcript is spliced from 3 exons.